Messenger RNA from Quercus lobata, 897 nucleotides. RefSeq names its product Calcium-dependent lipid-binding (CaLB domain) family protein. The transcript is spliced from 5 exons. The coding region runs from base 75 to 539 and encodes 154 amino acids. NCBI's taxonomy places the organism in Eukaryota, Viridiplantae, Streptophyta, Magnoliopsida, Fagales, Fagaceae. The record is from RefSeq and is a predicted model, not a curated record.
UGAGACAACUCUUAUAAAGAAUCUCAUUAAAACUGAAAUUUCACAGAGAGAGAGAGAGAGAGAGGGAGAUAAAGAUGGCUAUUGGGCUAAUGGAGGUGCUGCUUGUGAAUGCAAAAGGCCUUGGAGACACUGAUUUCUUUGGUGGUAUGGAUCCGUAUGUUUUGAUACAAUACAAAAGUCAAGAGCGCAAGAGCAGCGUGGCCCAAGGUAAAGGUGGAUCUCCAGUUUGGAAUGAGAAAAUUACAUUCAGGGUAGAGUAUCCAGGACAAGGAGACCAAUACAAACUCAUUCUAAACAUCAUGGAUAAGGACACAUUCUCCGCUGAUGACUUCAUUGGGCAAGCCACCAUCUAUGUGGAGGAUUUAAUGGCAGUAGGAGUGGAGAAUGGAACUGCAGAGUUACACCCUCGCAAAUAUAGUGUUCGCAAAGACCAAAGUUAUUGCGGAGAGAUUGAAGUUGGUGUCACUUUCACCCAAAAGGUAGAAGAGCAAUAUCAUGGAGAAGAGUUGGGAGGGUGGAAGCAAAGUGACGACUACUAGUUCAUCUACCAGUUUGGUACACAUGGAAUUUGUGUGCACCUGGUGCAUUUUGGACAAUUGAAGUCGCAAUGAAACUUUUUUCUGCUAAUAUGUAAUAUUAAUUUUAUGCUCCAUUUGAUCCAUGGGAUGGGAACAGAUCAAUAUUAAGGUUGAGGGGGGAAAGGUAUCUGUCCAAAUCAACUGGAGCCUUUAGACUAGAGUGGUAAAAGAAUCAUGUCCGGAUGUGGUUGGUCUUAAUUCCAAUGGUAGUAGAGAGAACAUUUCAAGAAGUAGAUGGAUUAUCCAGAGUAUGUGUAGGUUACUAAUCUUCUUGUGGAAACUAGAAUAUGUUAACAAAAGAGAUUGUUAUUAUCAAAGU